This is a messenger RNA of Tarenaya hassleriana, 3241 nucleotides long. Its product is annotated as pentatricopeptide repeat-containing protein At5g39710. Bases 655 to 2910 code for a protein of 751 amino acids. Gene Ontology annotation, molecular function: protein binding. Lineage: Eukaryota; Viridiplantae; Streptophyta; Magnoliopsida; Brassicales; Cleomaceae. The record is from RefSeq and is a predicted model, not a curated record. The transcript is spliced from 2 exons.
UUUGAAUUCUGGUGCACCUUGUAUUUCUCUUGCCACCAAUCUACCCUACACUGGAUACAGAAGAACAAUAUUGAACGUUAUGUAGUAUAAUUGUCGAGCCCCAGAUCUCUUAACGCGAUAUGUCACGCGUGUGGCUAGAGUUCGAGUAUCCGAAUUUUCUGAACUACCCGAGCUCAUCCUCGAUCCCUUUGGAUAUAUAUUGGCAAAGUACCCGACCUCGGUCUCACACGCAUCGGGUAUCCAAGUAGAUAUGGUCAAGGGUUUGGAUAGCACAGGGGUGAGAUGGUCGACGAGGCAAGAUGGUGAGAGCGACGAGCAGUGAGAUGAUGAAAAGCGAAAAUUGUGAGUUCGUUGUUCCUCGAUCUCACCUCGACUUAUGGUUAGUACACUACCCUAAACUCUAAAUCCUAAAUCCAGUUAAGUUUGAGAAGCAACAACACGAUUCUCAUCCGGCUUUAAGUUUAACGGAAAUAGAUUGAUUUGUAUAAGAUUUUAUUUUUAUUUUUUUGUUCGUUUUCCCUUAUCCACUGUAAAUACUUCUACUCCAAACAGAGGAUUCGGCAACUUCCUUCUUCUAAGGGGGAGGGGCCAAUGGGCCAUCGUCACUUUCGUCGCUCUCACACUUGUGAAAGUUAAAACCCUAAUUCUCUCUAAAUGCUUCCCUCCAAAUCCCUGAUUUCGCGAUCGAUCUCGAGCCUCGUUUCUCCGACCGACUUCCUUCUCGCCGAAAAGGCCCUAACCAUUCUCCGUUGUCAUCCUUACCAGCUCGAUUAUCUCUCUUCCAAUUUUACCCCUGAAGCAGCAUCUUGUUUACUCCUCAAGUGUCAGAACGAUCAGAGAUUGGUCCUCAAGUUCCUGAAUUGGGCGAAACCCCACCAUUUCUUCACUCUCCGGUGCAAAUGCCUGACCCUUCACGUCCUCACCAAGUUCAAGCUCUACAAGACCGCCCAAAGCCUCGCCGAGGAUGUUGGCGCGAAAACCGUCGACGAGGAGGGUGUUCUUGUCUUCCGGUCGCUCCAGGAGACUUUCCAUUUGUGCGAUUCGAGCUCCUCUGUAUUCGAUUUGGUCGUGAAAUCUUACUCCCACCUGAAUCUGAUCGAUAAGGCUCUGAAUAUCGUUCAUUUGGCCAAGUCCCAUGGCUUCAUGCCUGGUGUUUUGUCUUACAAUGCUGUGUUAGAUGCUGCGAUCAGGUCUAAGAGGCAUGUUAGCUUCGCAGAAAGUGUGUUCGAUGAAAUGGCCGAAACCCGGGUUUCUCCGAAUGUGUUUACUUACAACAUCUUGAUUAGAGGGUUUGGCGGUGCUGGGAAUCUGGAUGCUGCUCUGCAAUUAUUCUCUCGAAUGGAGAGGAACGGAUGUUUGCCCAACGUUGUUACUUACAACACCUUGAUCGAUGCGUAUUGCAAGUUACGCAGGAUUGAUGAUGGGUUUGAGGUUUUGAGAUCAAUGGCAUUAAAGGGUUUGGAGCCUAACUUGAUUUCAUACAAUAUGAUCCUUAAUGGGCUGUGUAGGGAAGGGAGGAUGAAGGAGACGAGCCUGGUACUUGAGGAGAUGAACCGGAAGGGUUUUGUCCCUGAUGAAGUAACUUAUAACACCCUUGUCAAUGGUUAUUGCAAAGAAGGUAACUUUUACCAAGCCCUAGUUUUGCACGCAGAGAUGCUGAAACAAGGCUUGUCGCCUAGUGUUAUCACUUAUACGUCGUUGAUACAUAGCAUGUGUAAGGCUGGCAAUUUGAAUCGGGCAAUGGAAUUUCUUGACCAGAUGCAUGUUAGAGGGCUCUGUCCAAAUGCUCGUACAUACACAACCUUGGUUGAUGGGUUCUCCCAGCAGGGGUUUAUGAAUGAAGCAUAUAGGAUUCUGAGUGAGAUGACUGGUAAUGGAUUCUCGCCAUCGAUUAUAACUUAUAAUGCCUUAAUUAAUGGGCAUUGCAUUGCUGGGAACAUGGAAGAAGCCCUUAGAGUCAUCGAGGGUAUGAAGGAGAAAGGCUUAGAUCCAGAUGUAGUGAGUUACAGCACGAUAAUAUCCGGCUUUUGUAGAAGUUAUAAUAUAGAUGAGGCACUUAGAGUUCAAAGAGAAAUGGUUGAAAAAGGGAUUUCACCUGAUACCAUUACUUAUUCAUCACUAAUCCAAGGAUUUUGUGAGCAGAAGAGGACAAAAGAAGCCUCCGAUCUUCUUGAUGAAAUGUUGAAUAUCGGUCUGCUUCCUGAUGAGGUUACCUAUACAACCUUGAUCAAUGCUUAUUGUUUGGAAGGCGAUCUGAAAAGGGCGCUUCACUUGCACCAUGAAAUGAUUGAGAAAGGAUUGCUGCCAGAUGUUGUCACCUAUAGCGUGCUUAUCAAUGGGCUUAACAAACAAGCUCGGACAAAGGAGGCAAAAAGGCUUCUGCUCAAGUUGUUUUAUGAGGAGUCGGUCCCUAAUGACGUAACCUACCAAACGCUUAUAGAGAACUGCAGCAAUGUCGAGCUCAGAAGUGUGGUAGCCCUUAUAAAGGGAUUCUGCAUGAAGGGUAUGAUGGGUGAAGCCGAUCAAGUCUUCGAAUCCAUGCUUGGGAAAAACCACAAGCCCGACGAAGCGGCAUACAAUGUCAUGAUCCAUGGCCAUUGCAGAGGCGGAGAUGUUCAUAAAGCGUACAACUUGUACAAGGAAAUGGUGAAGUGUGGGUUUCUUCCCCACACUGUUUCGGUCAUUGCCCUGGUUAAAGCAUUGCACAAGGAAGGAAUGAGUCGGGAAUUGAAUCGGGUCAUAGAAAGCGUACUGAGAAGCUGUAAGCUGACGGACGCAGAGCUCGGGAAAGUUCUUGUGGAAAUCAACCACAGGGAGGGAAACAUGGAUGCGGUUCUUGACGUGCUCACAGAAAUGGCCAGAGAUGGCCUCCUUCCCAACAGAAGAAGCGCAUCCUUGCCGUUAAGUUGAGCUUUUUCUUUCCCGCGUUUGCCUCCAGAUACCAACUUCUGCUUCUGAAGUUCACUUCAUCUAUCAGCAUUGGAUAAUCAAGGAAAGGAGGAAGCUUCCAAUCAUGAGGACAGAAACCAAGAGACGUAAUUUGAUAUCAAUAUUCAAUAUAUUUGGUUAUGGGAAAUAUUGUAAAAAAAAAAAAAGAUUUUGUGUCCGGUGUUUUGAGUUGGUUGGAAUCAGUUUACAGUUGAAGACUAGCUUAUGGGCCGACUACUGUAAAUCAAAGGGCCUUAAUUGGGCUCAACACUUUGGGUAUUAUUAUCAAAUUUCUGUAACAUCUAAUAAUUAA